Stegastes partitus (bicolor damselfish) is the source of this 6246-nucleotide messenger RNA. RefSeq names its product ATP-binding cassette, sub-family C (CFTR/MRP), member 5 (gene abcc5). NCBI's taxonomy places the organism in Eukaryota, Metazoa, Chordata, Actinopteri, Pomacentridae. The record is from RefSeq and is a predicted model, not a curated record. The transcript has 29 exons. The coding region runs from base 1 to 4203 and encodes 1400 amino acids. Gene Ontology annotation, molecular function: ABC-type transporter activity; ATP hydrolysis activity; ATP binding. Gene Ontology annotation, biological process: transmembrane transport. Gene Ontology annotation, cellular component: membrane.
AUGAGACAACAUGACUUUGGACAGAGCGAGUCUCUACCGGGGUCAGAGGUCCACCUGCACCAGGGUGCUCUGGGUAAAUGUGAGGACAGAUCAGCUGGUCGCCAUGGCGAAGAGCUGGGCGGAGCUAAAGAGCUGGAGGAGGGCGGAGCUAAAGAGUUGGAGGAGGGCGGAGCUAAAGACCAGAGUAAAGAUGGAGAGAGCAACAGGUGUGGCCACCCGGUUGACAGGGCGGGGCUUUUCUCCUUCAUGACGUUUCAUUGGCUGACUCCGCUAGUUGUGCACGCUCGCAGAAAAGGGCAGCUCCUAUUGGACGACAUCUGGCCCGUGUCACAGCGGGAGAGUUGCCACGACAACAGCUUGAGGCUCUGGUCUCUGUGGGAUGAGGAGUUCCGAUCGAAGGGCAGCGAUGCGUCUCUGUGUUCGGUGGUCUGGUCUUUCUGUCGGACUCGUCUCCUCCUGUCCAUCCUCUGCCUCACCGUCACUCAGCUGGCUGGAUUCAGUGGACCAGCGUUCGUGGUGAGGCGUCUACUCGAGUACACCCAGCAGGAGGAGUCGGACCUGGUCUACGGGCUGCUGCUGGUUCUGGGCCUCCUGACCACGGAGCUGAUCCGGUCCUGGUCUCUGGCUCUGACCUGGGCCCUGAACUACCGGACCGGAACCAGACUGAGGGGCGCCGUCCUCAGUCUGGCCUUCCACAAGAUCCUGAAGCUGCGCAGCGUCAGGGACAAGACCAUGGGACAGCUGGUGAACAUGUGCUCCAGUGACGGUCAGCGGAUGUUCGAGGCAGCAGCAGUGGGCAGUCUGUUGGCAGGAGGCCCCCUGGUGGCCGUCCUCGGUGUUGCCUACAACCUGUUUAUACUGGGACCAACGUCUCUGCUGGGAUCUGCUGUCUUCAUCCUCUUCUACCCCACCAUGAUGUUUAGCUCCAGACUGACGGCGUACUUCAGGAGGAAGGGCGUCGCCGUCACCGACAGACGAGUGCAGAAGAUGACCGAGAUCCUCAGCUACAUCAAGUUCAUCAAGAUGUACGCCUGGGUCAAAGCCUUCUCCCACGACGUCCACAGGAUCCGGGACGAGGAGCGCCGGAUCCUGGAGCUCACGGGCUACUUUCAGAGCAUCACGGUGGGCGUGGCUCCUAUCGUCGUCGUCAUUGCCAGCGUGGCAACUUUCUCCGCCCACAUGUUGCUAGGAUACGACCUGACAGCCGCUCAGGCCUUCACCGUGGUGACGGUGUUCAACGCCAUGACGUUUGCCUUGAAGGUCACUCCGUUUUCUGUCAAGUCUCUGUCUGAAGCUUCAGUGGCCAUGGAGAGAUUCAAGAGUCUCUUCCUGCUGCCGGAGAUCGACAGUGUCCGAGCGUUGCCUGCCGAUUCGCAGGUUGCCGUGGAGAUGUGUGGCGCCAGUCUGGCGUGGGAGGGGGGCGGGCAGAGCGCCCAGCCGAGUCCGUGUGUCCGAGCCGCCGGCAGACACCGACAGAGAGACAAGUGCAGAGACUCGGCCGUCCUGCAGGAGGAGGACGAGGACGAGGAGCAGGAGGAGGCGACCGGCUCCCUGCUGAGGGGAGGAGGAGGCUCCAGUCCAGAGGAGGAGACGUGUCCUUCCCUGCUGUCUGUCCCCUCCGCCCCCCAGCGUCUCCAGAGCACCCUGCACUGCAUCAACCUGAGCAUCCAGCAGGGGAAGCUGCUGGGCGUCUGUGGGAGUGUGGGCAGUGGAAAGACUUCCCUCAUCUCGGCCAUCUUGGGACAGAUGGCUCUGCUGGAGGGCAGCGUGGCCGUUAGAGGACGACUGGCCUACGUGGCUCAACAGGCCUGGAUCCUGAACGCAACACUGAGAGACAACAUCCUAUUUGGACAUGAGUACCAGGAGGACAGGUAUCAGUCUGUCCUCAGCGCCUGCGCUCUCAGACCGGACCUCGCCCUGCUGCCCAGCGCUGACCUCACUGAGAUCGGAGAACGUGGCGCCAACCUGAGCGGUGGGCAGCGGCAGCGAAUCAGCUUGGCCCGAGCGCUGUACAGCGACCGAGAUGUUUACAUCCUGGACGACCCACUGAGCGCGCUCGACGCUCAUGUGGCCAAUCACGUCUUCAACAAUGCCAUCAGGAAGCAGCUACGCCACAAGACCGUCGUCUUCAUCACGCACCAGCUGCAGUACCUGGUGGACUGUGAUGAUGUCAUCCUGAUGAGGGAGGGCAGUAUCGUGGAGCAGGGUAACCAUGACAACCUGAUGAAGCUUAACGGAGACUACGCUACCAUGUUUAACCACUUCCAGCUGGGAGACACUCCGUACAUAGAGGCUCCCAGCAGGAAGUCCAGCGGCUCUCAGAGGAAACCAGCAGACAGUAAACCAGGAUCAGUGAAGAAGAACAGGCCUGUCGUCAAGGACAACGGGGAGGAGCAGCAGUGUGGGGGCGUGGCCUGGCCUGCGUUUCGGCGCUACAUGGCUGCAUGCGGUGGCUCCGCCUCCUGCCUGCUCAUCCUGGCUCUGUUUGUUCUCAACGUGGGAAGCUCCGCCUUCUGCCAGUGGUGGCUCAGCUACUGGAUCAACCAGGGCAGCGGGAACACCACGGUAACCCAAGGCAACAGCUCGGCAGUGAGCGUCAGCAUGAAGGACAAUCCGAUGAUGCAACAGUAUGCUGCCAUCUACGCCUCCUCCAUGGGAGUCAUGCUGCUCUUUAAGCUUUUUAGAGGCGUCGCCUUCGUCAAGGGAACUCUGCGAGCGUCCUCCAAGCUGCAUGACGAGCUCUUCCAUAAAAUCCUUCGCUGCCCCAUGAAGUUCUUCGACACAACGCCAACUGGACGGAUCCUCAACCGCUUCUCCAAGGACAUGGACGAAGUCGACACUCGUCUGCCCUUCCAGGCGGAGAUGUUCAUCCAGAACGUGAUCCUGGUCUUCUUCUGCCUGGGAGUCAUUAGCUGUGUGUUCCCCUGGUUCCUGGUGGCGGUGGGUCCUCUGGUUGUGCUCUUCAUGGCACUCCAUGGGGUCUCCAGGGUCUUCAUCCGGGAGCUGAAGCGGUUGGACAAUGUAACCAUGUCACCCUUCAUGUCCCACAUCACCUCCAGCAUCCAGGGCCUCGCCACGCUGCAGGCCUACGGCCGGGAACAGGACUUCCUCAACAGGUACCAGGUUCUGCUGGACCAGAACCAGGCUCCUUUCUACCUGUUCAGCUGUGCUAUGCGCUGGCUGGCAGUUCGUCUGGAUGUGAUCAGCGUGGCUCUGAUCAGCACCACCGCCCUGAUGAUGGUCCUGAUGCAUGGGCAGAUCUCUCCUGCCUACGCUGGCCUUGCCAUCUCCUACGCUGUGCAGUUAACAGGUUUGUUCCAGUUCACGGUGCGUUUGGCUUCUGAGACUGAAGCUCGGUUCACCUCAGUGGAGAGGAUCCAUCACUACAUCCAGUCGCUGUCCCAGGAGGCUCCAGCUCGGGUCAGAGGUCGGCCCCCUCUGAUGGACUGGCCCCAGCAGGGGGAGCUGGUGUUCAAGGAGGUGGAGAUGAGGUACCAGGAGAACCUCCCACUGGUCCUGAACAAGAUCUCCUGCACCAUACGGCCCAAAGAGAAGGUUGGCAUCGUGGGGAGGACCGGAUCAGGGAAGUCUUCUCUGGGCGUGGUCUUGUUCCGGCUGGUGGAGCGUUGCGGCGGCUCCAUCCUGAUCGACGGCGUGGACAUCAGUGACAUCGGACUGGCCGACCUUCGCAGCAAACUGUCCAUCAUCCCUCAGGACCCGGUUCUGUUCAGCGGGACAGUCAGGUCCAACCUGGACCCCUUUAACCAGUACAACGAGGAGCAGAUCUGGGACGCUCUGGACAGGAGUCACAUGAAGGAGUGUGUGUCCCAGCUGCCCCUGAAGUUGGAGUCGGAGGUGGUGGAGAACGGAGACAACUUCUCUGUGGGGGAGAGACAGCUGCUGUGUGUCGCCAGAGCUCUGCUGAGACAGUGCAAGGUGCUGAUCCUGGACGAGGCUACGGCAGCGAUGGACGCUGAGACGGACGCUCUGAUCCAGGAGACCAUCAGGAGCUCGUUCCAGGACUGCACCACGCUGACCAUCGCUCACCGCCUCCACACCGUCCUCGCCUCCGACCGCAUCAUGGUGCUCAACCAGGGACAGGUGGUGGAGUUCGACGAGCCGUCCAGGCUGCUGGCCAAUGAAAACUCUCGGCUGUGCUCGAUGCUGGCUGCCGUGGAGAACAAGAUCUCAGUGCGAGGUUGAGGAGGAGGAGGAGGAGGAGGAGGAGGAUGAGGGCUGUCCCAGUGCUCCCAUUCCUCCCAGUUUGAGCUGAAGGUGCUGUGAGUCCUGUACUGUAAGACUCUGGAUCUCAGAGUCGAGUCACUGACGUUACUGCUGUUGCUUUUUUGCAACAUGUUUGUCUUUAAUCAUGUUUUCGUGGGUUUUUACGACCUGAUUUGAAGCAGGUCUGAUUAUCGUCGUUGCUGCUGCUGUGACCUGGCAUCACGUGAUUGGUUGCUCAGGUUUCAGUAGUUUCUUCUUGUAAAAAAAAAAGAAAAAAGAAAAAAUGUCCAAAACUGUUAAUUUUAAUCUUCUUAACCUUUAAACAUUUUUAGAUUUAUUAUUAGUCACGUUCGGUUUGACUGGACUGAAAGUUUGACUCAGAAACUGAUUCAUUCGCUCGACCGCCGACACAGACAUGAUGUUCAAACUGUAGGUUAUUGAUUUACAGCAGCAGAUGUAGUACCUGGACUGAUUAUGUGUCAAAAAUAACAAGGAAGUGUUUUUGCAGUAUACAAAAGAACGUGGAGAUGUGUGAGCUUUUCUUGCCUUUUUUUUUUAAAUAGUUUUUUCAUUUUUGCCUUUUUCAGUCUGCCGCCCUCCACAGGACCGACGUCAGAGCUACAUCUCAAAUCAUCAGAGUUUCACAAUCAUUCCUUCUUCACCAUCUCUGAUUGGCCUGAAAUUUGGCAUAAAAUAUGGAUAUUUUAUAAAGACAUUCAGCUGCAUAUGGUUGACUUCUGCAUGAGCAUUUUUGUUUUUGUUAAUUCGUGCUCACCCAUACUCAGAGAUUAUUGGAUCUACUUGUCCAAUAUUGUAAAUUCUGGAUCAAUGUCAUGAUGAGAAACAACAGUGAACAUUUCAUACGUUUAUCUUUAAUGGUUCCUGAGAUGUUGUUGUUCAAACUGCCUCAGAUUUUAAUGUGCGAAAGAACCUGCUGAAAGUAGAAGCUAACAUUUCACAGAUACCAUUUUAAAUAUCCAGAGUUUAAGUAAAUCCGAGAUGGUUGAGCAGAAGAACCCUGAUGAUUCGAGAUGGAAAACCCAAAUGUAAAAUGUAAAAGAAAAAAAAAAGCUCAUUAACUCCGUACACUAACGUCACCAUGUUUAACUGUAGCAGACAUCAGAAAAUAUACGAACAUAAAUGACUGAAUUAAGAAAAUCUUUAUUUGCACUUUGUUGUUCUCCAUUAAACCUUCUAAAAUCUAAACUCUAAACUUGUUCCCACCAGUGAAGCAGGUUAAAGAUGCUCUCAGCUGUGAUAAAAACAGGAAGUCCUGCAUUAGUAUUAUACAGAUGUUAGUUUGGGUUCAUGAGGCUGCAGCCAGACAGCAGGUGGCGCUGCUGCACGGCCAAAACCACUUUAACAAUAUAAUCGCAUAGAAACUGAUAAGUUUUGAUGAAAUAUAGAUAAAUAAAAGCAAGAGCAGUGACUGCGCUCAGACUUGUCGAAGCUGCUGAUUAAACUUUCCUGAUUUAUGGAGUUCAGAAAUGUACCAUAAAUAUGUUAUCUGCUGUAUUACACUUUAAAUAUUAGAUUUUUGUUUAAAAUGCUGCUUCUGCUGGAACUCCGUUAAAUCACAUAUUUAAAUGUUUUUCAAUAAGUUAUUAAAGUAGCUCAGUAUUAAAGUAGGAAGCUGCAACAGAAGCUGUUGUAUUUUUGCAGUAUCAGUAAUCAGCCUGCAGGGGGCAGCGCAGAGGCGCCGCCUGUACAGAGAAACACUCACAAUCAGUCCGAUCCUCUUCAGUGUGACGUUUGUUGUGUUUUAUUCUGUUUUCUGUGAGAACCGGCCACGUCAGACUCACCUGUCCGUUCGACUCGUUGACUUCCUGUCCAGGUGAACGUCAGCCGACGGACACUAACUGCCAACAGGAAGUGGAGUGGAAGUUGUGUCAUUUUGUAUUUUGGAUACGUGAGCGAGCAGCUGUGUAGAAACGUGUCUGUGUUUGUGUGUCUGCUGUACUUUUCUAACAGCCUUAUAGCAUGACGACUUCAUAACUGCCAAUAAAACUAUUUUAAGACGAA